Messenger RNA from Bombyx mandarina (wild silkworm), 438 nucleotides. RefSeq lists its product as uncharacterized. Lineage: Eukaryota; Metazoa; Arthropoda; Insecta; Lepidoptera; Bombycidae. The record is from RefSeq and is a predicted model, not a curated record.
ACACCAUCAGUCACUCUCCGACGAACCAAACAAACAAUCAAAAUGUUCAAAUACUUGAUCUUCGUUGCUCUCCUGGCUUUCGCGUCAGCCAAGCCUCUGCUGGUGAGCUACACGUCCCCUGUAGCUGCUGCAUAUACCGCUCCGGUCGCUGCUGCGUACACCGCACCCCUGGCGUACUCUGCGUACUCUGCAUAUUCUCCGGUUGCAUACUCCGCAUACUCAUACGCAUCACCAUAUUCUUAUUACAUUUAAUUAAAUAAAAAUACGUCUAAAUUCAUGAAACCAAAUAUGUUGAUGUGAUAUAUUUUAUUUAUUUGAUUCCAAUACAAAAAAGUAUAAUUCGCGACUGAUUUUUUUUUCUGCCUGGCGCUUGAAAUCCUGAACUUGAAUGGUAAAGUUGUUUUUUUUUUUCGGAAAUAAAAAUAAAUUAUGAAGUAC